GGGACCACGUCCGUUGCUAAGAGGCGCAGUUGCCGCCGAACGGAGGGAAAACGUAAAAGCGAAAGAACGAAGCCCUAGAAGCCGAAGAAAUACUGUUUGCAAAAUGAUUUUUUUUUGACCCUGCUUUGUUUCCACACGUUGGUAAAUCUCCUACUGAGUUUCCGAAGAGACGCAGCGCGGGGUAAGGUAAAGAAAGGGAGCUGGGAGGAGGCGGCCGAUGGAGAGCUACGAGGAGUUCUGCUCGCGAAGCCUGGCCAGGGUCUUGGCGCAGGGAGAGGCGACCUGUAGAGGGGCCUCCGGCCAGAAGGAGGCGCCACACUCCCUCAUCCAGUUCCACGGGAUGGCUGUGCUCGCACCUUUGCUGAGUGGGGAGCAGCGCGGAGACAUGGUCCGGUACCGGCAGAGGGCCGUGCGGCUGGAGGCCGACAGGCGGAACCGACACAGGGACCUGCUGCUGGCCCGCGUCCGCGACAUCCUGGACCGCGUGCAGGUCCUAAAGUCGUCGCAGGAUUCAGAAACUCUUGCUCCCCCUACUGGUUCCCUGCAGAAGCAUCAGUCUGUAACCGGAUUCUCUUUGCUGCCUGACACGUCCACCCCACCCUGUGGGGAGAGGGGGGGUGGGGACAGUGAGGAGGAUGAUAACCUGGAGCGGGAGGCGCGGACCUCCCCUCGAUCCGGGGACCGCUGCGGAGACACGCCCGUGCUGGAGGAGAGUCUCAGUGACAAGGAGAACGAGAGCGGUGGCCCUGGGGACGAGUCCUGUGGCGGGGGAGCUGGUGCCCAUCCAACGCCCAGCCCCGCCCCCCUCAGCCCCGCCCGCCGCCAGCCUGAUUCUGAUCCCAGCGGCCCCCUGGACUUGCUGCUGGGCUGCCUCCCGCACAGCCUGACUGGAUCGUACGCCCAACUGCCCAACCCCAAGCCCAGCCUGAGUCCCCUCCCCCACCGGCGGAGACUCCGCCCUCUUUCCACCGGCAACAUCCUCAUCUCGGAUCCCAUGAACGCUGCCGAGCUCAGCCCUCCGAGGUCACGCGAGCGGGCUCUCCUGGGAAGCCCUCCUCCUUCUCCGGCAGGUGGCAGCGUUCUCGACGGCCCCUCCUGCGGCAGCCCCCCCAGCGGCAAGGUUAGCCCCCGUGUGGCCAGCCCCCGUGACUUCCGCAGGCGCUCUCAAACCCUGGACAGUCCCCUGUACCCCGGCGUGGAUCGCAGCCAGGAGAGAGUCCCGCGCUUCCUGGUCGAGCAGCAUUGGCGCCCCCUUGCUCGCCGCUCCCCGCCGGCACCCCUCAACAAGUCGUACGACGUGGAGCGGCCCUCCCCCGCGCUGCUGCGGCCCCACGUUGCCGCCGACCCCUCCCCCACCGACACCCGCCCUGGGAGGGGGAGCGAGGGGUCACGCCAGGGCAGACGGGCACUCGGCCCCCGGGAUGGUGCCGCAGGUGAGGCACAGGUCCUGGAGGACAUACGACAGCAGCCGCAGGAGGAAAACUCCCACCGAUUUUCUGCGGUCAGAGCUGAACAGGAAAGGGCACAGCCCCCCCUACAGGAGAGGAAGUGGAGAGAGCAGGGCGACGAGUUGGUGCUUGCAAAGGGCCCGGGGCGCGAUUCUGAGGCCCUGAGUGAGAACUGCUCCCCUUUGACACCCAUCCUGCAAGCUGAUAAACUGCCUGGACCCAGUGCUCUCAGCAAAGGGUAUUCGCCCGCUGUCAGCUCCCAUGUGCCGUCAGUGACGGUCCGGUCACCGGUCUACCCGUGGGGGCCUUCCCCGGGAGCCAGUAGGACCCGGAGCAGGCUGACUCUGCAGGCGGUGUUGCCCGAACAGCAGAGGGCGCUGUGUCGCCUCACCGCUUUAGCCCGCGGUUUCCUCACACGCAGGCUGCUGAGCACAGAGAAGGUUAAACACCUGCGUCAGACUGUGCAGGACACGCAGGAGUUCAUCCGUUCCUUCCAGAACGAAGUUCCAGGGAAGAGAGCGGCGCUGUCCGCCCAGGACCUCUCCCUGCAGGAGAGGGUGCGAGCUCAGCUGCGUGCGGCGCUCUUCGACAUCCACGACAUCUUCUUCGCGUGGGGCGUGGGAGAAAGGAUGGCGCUGCUGCAGCAGGACCGAGAGCUGCGAGCCGAGAGGAAGCUAAGAGAGAUGGAGAAAGCCAGGAGCCCCAGAGAGCGGGUGACCCUGUCGGCUGCCACCCAGAAGUCCCUCCACAGGAAGAAGCAGAGAAUGAUUGAGAUGUCAGGACAAGGCAAGAGGGCUUCACCCAAAACAAAGAUCCAAGCCAAAAACAGCUGCGGACCCCAUAAGCGACUGUCUGCUCCUCUCGCACCAACCGUCUCCCCGAGGAUCCUGCAGCCGAGCCAGGGCCAGAACGCCCUCCCGAUGCGGCCGCUCCUGAGGCAGGGGAGUCUUUACAAGAAGAGUCCGGAAGAGAGAGUGAAGCGGUGCCACAACCUACGGAAGCAACACUCACUGGGCUAGCUGGCCCAGCCCCUCAUAACUCUCCCUCACUUACACUGAUGCCGGUGCUUGUACCAUCCAAUUCCCCCAAGCUCCACUCACCCCCAUCCUCUUAUGCCAAUGCUAACUCCCAUACAGAUGCCAAACCCAUGUGCCAAAUUGUCUGACGUGAGUCACAACUCGCCCACAACCUAAUCCUGACCACCAGUCCCCAGUUUUCUAACCAGCACCCAUCUCCAACCACCUGUCAUUCUUACUGCGCCGUACCGGACAAGUCCUUGGCAAAACACACUGGAGUGGCAGACACUGUUCUUACUGUUUCUUUAAUGCAAAUCAUAUUUAAAUUUUAUGCCAAUGAGUUUUGCCACAUUCACCAACCUUCCAUACUGGUUACCAUCCUGUCAAAUGUGUACUCGUCCUUUGGCCAGGAUGUUUUCAAGUGUAUUUUCAUAUUCUGCCAAAUGAGAUGGAUUCCCAAGCUGGGAUUUUAUAUUAUAUAUAUAUAUAUAUAUAUAUACAGUAGCAGUUUACACAUGAUGUAGAUUUGCUACGAAACAAAAAAAGGAGGGAAACAAAGCAAAAAGGAGGGAAAGAGUCACGCCAACCCCCUACCGCCACUUCUAGAGCAGUUGAGCCAACCUGGCUGUGCCGCUCGAUUGUUUACGUCUCGGCGAAAUGCGAGCACUUCAGCUUCUCCCAUUUCUUCCCCCGUAACUUCCUGACAAUCAUUAAACAUGCAACGUACAUGCGACACGCUUUUUCUGUAGCGCGACAGCCCUCCACAGUAUGUGAAGGGUAGUGUGGGAAUACCGCGGUGUGUGGGCCUUCACUGGCCUCCCGCUUCCUGCGUUCUGGCUUCGCACGCAUUCCACUUUUCCCCCCAAGACGAUCGGUUCCGUUCCAGAUGUGUUCUGAUUGAGUUUUCCUUUUAGGGUUCACAAAUCCCAGCCGAAAUAAUUGAGCUGGUUGUUUGUUUGUGUGUCUGGUGUGUUUUUUUUUUUUUUUUGGACUUCACUAAUGUUUUGCACCCCUUUACAACGUCUUUCUUUCAGAAUAUAUAUUAAGUGUGCAGAAAUGAGGCCCUUGUGCACUUUUUCAGAGACCUGCUGUUUGUUUUGUGUAACUUUGGUAACAAAUGCACUCUGUGGACUCAUUUGGAUAUGCAAAUCAAGAAAAAAUUUUAAAAAAAAUUCAAGUGCCAAUACCUGUCAAAAGAUCUUUUCUUUUGGUUCCUCACUCAUGGCCUUUGUGAGCCACCUGUUUAAUCCGUACUUAACACCCCCACAUACAGUAUAGAUUAAUUUAUCAGAUAAAAAUUAGUGCAGGAAAUGAUUUGCACUAAUUAGGCCAGUCUGGUGCUGAUGUAUGUCUGGAACACAUGGACCCUUUUGUUGGACCUUUGAGCUGACCCCUCUCUUUACUGUUAACCGUCCUGCUGCCUCACAAACCCACUGUGUCCAAAAUAUUCCUGUUCCCACAGCUUGAGAACAAUCAGUUAUUAUUGGCUUGCGUUUUUUUUUUUUUUUUUUUAAAAAUUCUACUUAAAAAUACCGAUUGUGAUAUUUUUAAGUUCUGUUUAAGUGGAUUUGUUUGUUUUUAUAUUAUACUUAUUUCUCUUAGUAUAGGCAUGGUGCAUUGAUGUCUCAACCACUACUAGUGAAAUAAUUUAUUUGUUAUA
This is a messenger RNA of Scleropages formosus (Asian bonytongue), 4124 nucleotides long. Its product is annotated as centriolar coiled-coil protein of 110 kDa-like. The transcript is spliced from 14 exons. Gene Ontology annotation, cellular component: centriole. Bases 218 to 2467 code for a protein of 749 amino acids. The record is from RefSeq and is a predicted model, not a curated record. NCBI's taxonomy places the organism in Eukaryota, Metazoa, Chordata, Actinopteri, Osteoglossiformes, Osteoglossidae. Gene Ontology annotation, biological process: negative regulation of centriole elongation; regulation of cytokinesis; ciliary basal body organization.